AUGCUAGAAGAGCAGCUAAAAACCAAGCAUAAAGAUAAAGAAGACCUUGAGGAGGUGUCUAUGGAACUCGAACUUGCUGAUGAGGACGAAAAGAUACCAUAUAAAAUUGGAGACUCAUUCAUUUCCCUUCCCCUCUCGGAAGCACAAUCUCUCCUCACAGCCGCCACGGAGCGAAUUGACGAUGAAGUCAGCAAGCUCGAAGAAAACUUAAGCGACGUGAGAGAUGAGCUACAGCAGUUGAAGGUUGCGCUUUAUGCGAGAUUUGGCAGGAGUAUUAACCUCGAGACUUAG
Molecule: messenger RNA, 291 nt
Organism: Histoplasma mississippiense
Lineage: Eukaryota; Fungi; Ascomycota; Eurotiomycetes; Onygenales; Ajellomycetaceae
Exons: 3
Coding region: 1-291 (96 amino acids)
Biological process (GO): protein folding
Cellular component (GO): cytoplasm; prefoldin complex
Source: RefSeq, a predicted model, not a curated record